Thamnophis sirtalis is the source of this 4110-nucleotide messenger RNA. It is a transcript of the gene GCGR, whose product is annotated as glucagon receptor. Gene Ontology annotation, molecular function: glucagon receptor activity; peptide hormone binding. Gene Ontology annotation, biological process: cell surface receptor signaling pathway; adenylate cyclase-activating G protein-coupled receptor signaling pathway. Gene Ontology annotation, cellular component: plasma membrane. The record is from RefSeq and is a predicted model, not a curated record. Lineage: Eukaryota; Metazoa; Chordata; Lepidosauria; Squamata; Natricidae.
UAUAACUUGCGGAGCUAGAGAAAGAGAGGCGAGGGAGCCGCUGAACCAGCCGCGGGGACGUCCGGAGGAAGGUUCGGAGUCUCUCCGGCUCCCUGCCCACACCUGCCGUCGGAGAAACGGCGCGAUCUUGGCUGCCUGCCCGGCCCCGGUUCCCCUGAGGAGCCAGUCGGUCCCCUCCCCCGACCCGCUCAGUGGCGGCUGCGGCGGGUCGCGGCUCUGAGAAAAGUUUUUGAGAGAAACGGAGCUUGACAAUCGACGGCGUGGGGCGGAGAAGAGCAGCACGAAGCUUGCCGGCCCUGCAACCCUUUGCCUCGCGAUGCGCCCUAGAGGCGCCCAGAACCGACGCCAGCCCGGAGACCUGAUAAAACAUCAGUAGGACAUCUUGCAGGAUACCAACAUCUCCAGGAGUAUCCCUAUGCAGUUUUGCAGCACUCCAGAAGGAUGUCCCAGUCGCAACUUGUCGGAAUCUUGCUUGCAUUGGUGCUCUGCCUUCAGGGAGCCUCUGCCCAGGUUAUGGAAUAUGUCUAUGAAUACGUGUAUGAAAGUUGGAAGGCUUACAGUGAAGAAUGUCAUCGCAACAUGAGCCUUUGGCCACCAUCUACUGAUUUGGUUUGUAACCGAACCUUUGAUAAGUAUUCGUGCUGGCCUGAUGCACAACUCAACAGCACUGUCAACGUUUCCUGCCCCUGGUACCUGCCCUGGUAUGAUCAAGUGAAGCAUGGCUAUGUAUUCAAGAAAUGUGGUCCAGAUGGACAGUGGGUAACUGGUCCCGAAGGGAAGUCAUUGCGCAAUGCUGAUCAAUGUAUGAUAGACAACAAAGAAGACCAGGAGUGGUUUGACAGAAUCUACGGAAGCUUCAGAGUGAUGUACACGGUGGGCUACUCGGUGUCCCUCUGUGCUCUGCUUCUGGCCUUGGCUGUGUUGCUGGGUUUCAGCAAGCUGCACUGCAUGCGCAACUACAUCCACAUGAACCUCUUCGCCUCCUUCAUCCUGAAGAGCGUCUCAGUGCUCACCAUCGACACACUGCUCCACACUCGCUACAGUGAGAAGGUUGACGACUACAACGUGAGCCUUUGGCAGAGUGACAAGGCAGCCACAGGGUGCCAGGCAGCCACAGUGUUCAUGCAGUAUGGUAUUGUGGCCAACUAUUGCUGGCUGCUCGUGGAGGGGAUUUAUCUGUACAACUUGCUGGUGUUGACUGUCUUCUCGGAACGCAGCUAUUUCACCCUCUACCUCUGCAUCGGCUGGGGAGCCCCAAUCCUCUUCAUUGUGCCGUGGGUAGUGGUGAAAUAUCUUUACGAAAAUAUUCAUUGCUGGAGUACCAAUAAUAAUAUGGGAUUCUGGUGGAUCCUGCGUUCCCCUGUAUUCUUAGCCAUUUUGAUUAAUUUCUUCAUUUUCAUCCGUAUCAUUCAGAUCUUGGUUUCUAAGCUCCGUGCCCACCAGAUGCGAUACACAGACUACAAGUUUCGGCUGGCGAAAUCAACCCUGACUCUGAUUCCCUUGCUGGGCAUCCAUGAGAUGGUUUUUGCCUUUGUUAUUGAUGAGCAAGCUCAGGGCACUCUACGCUUUGUCAAGCUGUUCUUUGACCUCUUUCUUGGCUCUUUUCAGGGAAUGCUGGUGGCCAUUCUCUACUGCUUUGUGAACAAAGAGGUACAGUCGGAACUCACCAAAAAAUGGACACGCUGGAAACUUGGUCGGGACAUAGAAGAAGAGUAUAAACACACAUACAGCAACACCCCCAACGCUCGUAACGGGAGGAGCAGCAGCACCUGUGAGAAGCACAAACUGGUUGGCAACUACCUCAAUGGUCUGAGCUGCAGCCAAGCAACUGUACAUACUAGCACGCAGUAUCUGGAGAGGACCCACGGCAGCAUCAGUGAAAAUCUAGCUGUGAAUGAACUACCUCCUUGCUAUGAAUUUCCUGACGUGAAGGGGGAGAGCAACAUCUAAAGCAGUUCAGUCCAUUGUCUCCAGCAGUUUGGGCUCAUUGAUUCUUUUCUCAUAAGACAGCCAUAUUGCAGAGCAAGGAUGGCAGAGCUGAAAGUCCAGGAGACACUGAGUGGGACGUGUGAUUGGAAACCGACCAAUGUCUAGCUCCCUGAAGUGAUACCUCAGUGUCAGGUUGUGUCCUCUCUGAGAUAGAAAGGCAUAUCCUGAUGAGACUCAUGUCCUCCUCCUUGUCUGCAUUCAUAGUAUUCCAUGGGUGAACUCCACUGUAGGUGAGCAGAAAGGAACAAGUCAGUGAUAGCCCAGGUAUGGGUCUGGGAGAGUUAUAGGCUAAAGGUUGGAGAUGUCAUGAAGUGGAUUUUGGAUGGAAAGAGAAUCUGUACUAUAGCUAGAAGGUCUGAAAGUCUACAGUUCAGAAAUUGCACAUUGAUUAGUGUUGAUCAAACUAAGAAUCUCAGAACCCUUUCUAGCUCUUGCUUUUAUAAAGAACAAGCUGAAAAUGUAUCAGCAGUAUUUGCUAAAAGAUAAACAAAUGGAGCAGAAGGGGCUGUGCAAUUUUUUAAAAAUUAGUCAUAAGGGAGCGUAUAUUCAGAAAUUGCCUAUUCCCUAACAUGCUCUAUCCUGAUGGAAAAUUCUGCCAAAAAGAUCUGGAAACCAAGUCAUCAGCAAAACAUGCAAAGUUAUAUAACUGUUCGGCAUAGCUAAAUAUUUUAUUUCCAAGUUUAGUCAUUGCAGAAUUUGGGUUUGAGCACAAGAGUUCCAAAUUCCUUCUUGAAAAUCUUUGUUUUGCCUCUGGAGUGGUGGUACCUGAGGAAUGGGGGCCAUGCUUCUUGAAGAAGGUAUGGUAUUCAACACAGGUGGAGUCCAUCUGGAGAAUUAGGGGCAUAACUUGUCCACCUGAGCAUCUGGGUGAUUUCAGGAAGCAACUUAGUAAUGCUGUAAUGUCCCUCUUAACUGGAGGUUAGAAAUGAGAAUUACAGGAUUCUGGGCAGCAAAAUGCCCAGAAUUUAACAUUUAACCACAACCACAGUCCAAAACAGCCUUGCCAAUUUUGCUGUGAGCUGCCCACCUGGGUUAUCAGGUAAUUUGCACGUUGUUUUGUGGUAGGUGACAAUAUAAGUACCAAAAGUAGUGCCUGUGAUCUUAAGUAGGCAGCAAUAGUAAUGCUCACUCAAAAGUGAAGAUAUUGACCAACUUUAUGGCUGUUCCAUUACAUCCGUGCUGUGGAAACCCUUACUUCAUUUGUUCCCAGGAUAACUCUGUCCUGAAUGAUUCUGUAAAUUGAUUUUUGCUGAGGGCUGCCUCCAGUCUGUGAUGUCAGUGCCAAUGUUCUGGAGAUCAAACCCUCAAUAAAUGGUGUUACGUGUCUUGGCAACUUGGAUAGUUUCCUCCUGAUGCACAUCACAGCUCAUCUUACCUAAGGACUGGGCUAUACAACAGUUACUAACAUGGACAGGAACAGCUGUCCUGCACUGGCCACAUUCAUCAAAAGCAUUAACCUUCAUAGGAAAGUUAUGCGACAGGUUUAAAUUAGAACCAUUGCAACAGACAGGUAAUUAUUGCCCUCUACAAUUAUGCAAUGUCUUUCUCAAAGCCUAAGAUUCUGUUCUCCCCAGAAUAGGCGUGGAAGAAUUCCUCUGGCAUUUCCAGGGGCAUUGAAACAUUCCGAUCCAGACAUCGCUAAGUAGAAGCACAGAGAUUAUGUACGUUAGUCAUGGAGCUCUUCAUCACAGUCUGUCUGUCUCUCUCUCUCAAAUAUGUUCUUAUUUUAAAAAAAAACAUUCCUUCUGAGCAUGAACUCAGAACACAGAAUAACUUCAUGCAUGCCCAUCCUUAUGAUGUUCCCUUAAAAUCCUUUGACUGUAACACAGUAUGAAUAAAACAGAAGUUUCUGCAAUUGAGCUGCCACAACUCACCAGACCAUUUAAUGACUUUGUGUUUGAGAGAAAACCAGCUCAGGACGUUAGUUUAAGGUUCAGUGUGUUGUGUGAAUCUACGGUAUUGGGAUAAUCACUUAAAUCAUAGCUAAGUUAACCAUGGCUGAGUGUAUUGUGUGAAUUCAGGAAUUGAAAUGUUACUUCAAAUUUUCCAUUACCUAUUUUUCUUCUGAUUAUUCCCACCUGCUUUUUGAAGUUGAGGUUUAUUCGAUUUAUAUGCCGCCCU